AUGCCAGCUCAUCCUGAUUCCAAUCUCUAUCCCGAGGCCAGUGGUGCUGCCAAGACGCUGGUCGAUCAGCAUCGCGCUGAACAGCCAUUAAAGUUGUAUGCGGGGUGGUUCUUGCAACGAGUCUGGCUCGCCCUCGAAGAGGAAAAGAUCCCGUACGAAUAUAUCGAGGUCAACCCAUACAACAAGCCAGACUCACUACUCAGACUAAACCCCCGAGGCCUAGUCCCUACACUCACAACGCCAGCAGAUCCACACCCACGGCCACUAUACGAAUCCACUGUGAUCCUGGAGUAUCUGGAAGAAGCAUACCCAGAUCACCAACCCCGCUUCCUCCCAGAGGAUAUCUACGAGCGUGCCCGCGCACGCAUUUGGAUUGACUAUAACACAGAUGCCGGGUUGGUUCAGGCUCGGCAAGAGUUUUUGAGUCACCUGAAAGCCUGGGUGAAGGAGACGCACACCGAGGGACCUUUCUUCCUUGGUGGGGAUAUUAGUUUACUGGAUCUGGUUCUGGCUCCGUGGGCCGUACGACUGUGGGUGUUUGAUGAGUUUAAGAGUGGUGGAUUGGGGAUUCCGAGGGAGGGGGGAGGGGGUGCAGAUGAGAGUAUUUGGAGCCGGUGGAGGACUUGGCCGGCUGCUAUUGAGAGCAGACGGAGUAUCAAGAAGACUACAAGUGAUCGUGCGCAUUAUCUUCCCAUCUACAAGAGAUAUGCGGAUAAUACAGCUCAAAGUGAGUUGGCUAAGGCGACCCGGGCUGGUCGUGGGGUUCCUUGA
Messenger RNA from Penicillium robsamsonii, 771 nucleotides. RefSeq lists its product as uncharacterized. The record is from RefSeq and is a predicted model, not a curated record. Bases 1 to 771 code for a protein of 256 amino acids. Lineage: Eukaryota; Fungi; Ascomycota; Eurotiomycetes; Eurotiales; Aspergillaceae. Gene Ontology annotation, cellular component: cytoplasm. The transcript has 3 exons.